Messenger RNA from Amblyraja radiata (thorny skate), 913 nucleotides. RefSeq names its product galectin-3. Gene Ontology annotation, molecular function: carbohydrate binding. The record is from RefSeq and is a predicted model, not a curated record. Lineage: Eukaryota; Metazoa; Chordata; Chondrichthyes; Rajiformes; Rajidae. The annotation marks the transcript as partial. The transcript is spliced from 7 exons.
AUCAAGGACAGCCGGGACCCCAGCCAGGGCAGCCUUUGCAACCGGGAUCCAUGCCUGGGCAACCUGGGCAGCAAGGACCCUGGCCUGGGCAACCUGGGCAGCAAGGACCCUGGCCUGGGCAACCUGGGCAGCAAGGACCCUGGCCUGGGCAACCUGGGCAGCAAGGACCCUGGCCUGGGCAACCUGGGCAGCAAGGACCCUGGCCUGCACAACCGGGACAACCAGGACCCUGGCCUGCGCAACCGGGACAACCAGGACCCUGGCCUGGGCAACCAGGACCCUGGGCUGCGCAACCGGGGCAACCAGGACCCUGGCCUGCACAACCUGGACAACCAGGACCCUGGGCUGGGCAACCGGGGCAGCAGGGACCGCCUGGGCAACCGGGGCAGCAGGGGCCGCCUGGGCAACCGGGACCUGCCUGGGUCUACUCCUAGAGCUUUGACUGUGCCGUUUAAUUAUCCUAUCCAAGGAGGUUGGCCUCCAAUGAAAAUGUUGACAAUUGAGGCGACUAUCAAAACGAAUAUUGACAAGUUUGGCAUCGAUGUCUGCGCCGGCCAUGAUACUGCUUUUCAUUUUAAUGUUCGUUUUAAGGAGGAUGGCCAUCAGCAAGCUAUUGUCCGAAAUAGCAAAUUCAAUAAUGUUUGGGGGCCAGAAGAAAGGGCUAUACCAAACUUUCCAUUCAAGAAAGGAGAAAAAUUUGAGUUACUGAUUCUUGGUGAACCACAUCAAUACAGGGUGGCUGUGAAUAAACAACAUUUCACUCAGUUCGCACAUCGGUCUAAGAAUUUGAGCCAAGUGACCAAUGUCAAUAUCUACGGUGAUAUUACGCUACAUAAGAUGGUUAUGAUGUAAAUCUGGAAACUAUUUUAAUGUAACUUCUAACACUUCAAGUAAUAAAAUCUAAUCUAAUAUA